Messenger RNA from Chinchilla lanigera (long-tailed chinchilla), 2036 nucleotides. Its product is annotated as keratin, type II cuticular Hb6. The record is from RefSeq and is a predicted model, not a curated record. The transcript has 9 exons. Gene Ontology annotation, cellular component: keratin filament. Gene Ontology annotation, molecular function: structural constituent of skin epidermis. Gene Ontology annotation, biological process: keratinization; intermediate filament organization. The coding region runs from base 58 to 1509 and encodes 483 amino acids. Lineage: Eukaryota; Metazoa; Chordata; Mammalia; Rodentia; Chinchillidae.
UGUACCCUCCAUUUGGACGUCUCUAAGUCAGAAUCUCCUGUCCCCACUAAAAGCAUCAUGACUUGUGGAUCCUACUGUGGUGGCCGAGCUUUCAGCUGCGCCUCGGCCUGCGGGCCCCGGCCAGGCCGCUGCUGCAUCACCGCCGCCCCCUACCGCGGCAUCUCCUGCUACCGCGGCCUCACAGGAGGAUUCGGCAGCCACAGCGUCUGCGGGGGCUUCCGCUCUGGCUCCUAUGGACGCAGCUUCGGCUACCGCUCCGGAGGCGUGUGCGGCCCCAGCCCGCCCUGCAUCACCAGCGUGUCUAUCAACGAGAGCCUCCUGACACCCCUCAACCUGGACAUCGACCCCAACUCCCAGAGCAGGCCUUGGGGCAGCAGGCACUCUUUGACCUGUCCUUCCCACUGCCCGUCUGUGCAGGUGCGCUUCCUGGAGCAGCAGAACAAGCUGCUGGAGACCAAGUUGCAGUUUUACCAGAACCGCGAGUGCUGCCAGAGCAACCUGGAGCCGCUGUUUGAGGGCUACAUCCAGACGCUGAGGCGGGAGGCUGAAUGUGUAGAGGCUGACAGUGGGAGGUUGGCUGCUGAGCUCAACCACGCACAGGAGGUGUUGGAAGGCUACAAGAAGAGGUACGAGGAGGAAGUUUCUCUGAGAGCCACAGCUGAGAAUGAGUUUGUGACUCUGAAGAAGGAUGUGGACUGCGCUUACCUGCGCAGGUCAGACCUGGAAGCCAACUCAGAGGCGCUGCUGCAGGAGAUCGACUUCCUGAGGCGACUGUACGAGGAGGAGAUCCGCGUUCUCCAGUCCCAUAUCUCAGACACCUCGGUCAUCGUCAAGAUGGACAACAGCCGGGACCUGAACAUGGACUGCGUUGUGGCUGAGAUCAAGGCUCAGUAUGAUGACAUUGCUACCCGCAGCCGAGCGGAGGCUGAGUCUUGGUACCGCACCAGGUGUGAGGAGAUCAAGGCCACAGUGAUCCGCCAUGGGGAGACCCUGCGCCGCACCAGGGAGGAGAUCAACGAGCUGAACCGCAUCAUCCAGAGGCUGACAGCCGAGAUUGAGAAUGCCAAGUGCCAGAACACCAAGCUGGAGACAGCGGUGACUCAAUCUGAGCAGCAGGGUGAGGCAACUCUCAACGAUGCCAAGUGCAAGCUGGCCGGGCUGGAGGAAGCCCUGCAGAAGGCCAAGCAGGACAUGGCCUGCCUGCUGAAGGAGUACCAGGAGGUGAUGAACUCCAAGCUGGGCCUGGACAUCGAGAUCGCCACCUACAGGCGCCUGCUAGAGGGCGAGGAGCAGAGGCUGUGUGAGGGCGUUGGCGCCGUCAAUGUGUGUGUCAGCAGCUCCCGCGGUGGCGUCGUCUGUGGCGAUCUCUGUGCCUCCGGUACUUCUCCUGCUGUCAACACCAGAGUCUGCAGCGCACCCUGCAGCGGCAACGUGGUGGUAGGCACCCCCAACGCCUGUGCCCCCUGUGCUGGGGUCAGUGCCUGCAGCGGUGGCUGUAAGAAGUGCUAGGAGGCUUCAGCUGCCGCAAGCAACAGACCCUCACUACCACCCUCCACCCAGCCAGGACCUCACACCGCUACCACCAGUCUCCCCCAUGCAGUUCCCCCACGUGCACACCUGCAAACCCUUCCUGCCUGCUUGCUUCUGAGUGCCAAGCACGGGCAGGGUGUGCCUGGGUCUCUUUCUGUAGCCUUUCCUACUAAUAGGCUUUCCUAGUAUCAGUUUGUUCUUCUGAGGAGCCAUCCUUUCCUUCUGCCUGGGUUUUGCUGGAUUCAUUGGUCUGUCUGACCCUUUCUCCCAAACUUGAAGGCAUAAGACAGGCCCCAGCAUCUGCCCACCAACACUUCAGGGAGCCUGGGAAUGGAGAUGGGGAACCUGAACUCCUGCUGGUUUCCUUUAACUACGGGAGGGAUCUGUCCCAGGGAGGGAGGGCACCUUCCUUCCAAGGUUGCCUGCAGAAGCUUCUAAAGAGCCGAUGACUCAGCUGCCUGCGUGUUUGUCUUUGUUUCACUCCGUAUUUCCAAUAAACUCAUUGC